AUGGACAUUGCGACGCCUCAGAUGCCCUUCAUCUUUGCUUCCACGGCAACAAACCUAAGCGCACAAUGCCUCGCCAACAAUCUGCCCCAGCCGUCUCUGUUCGGCGCCGAGAUCCUGAGCGUCACAUCCUCCCUGGUGUCGAACUACACGGCCUCGUUCCCCCCUCCGGAUUUCACCAAUUCGGAUCCUCCUAGCUAUGGCGCAGCAACAGACCUCUCGUUCUGCAACAUUACCGUGGCAUACACCCACCCGAGCCAGAACGAUACCAUCAACGUGAAUCUAUGGCUGCCAGUAUCUGUAUCGGAGUCUGCCUCCGCCUCCGCCACCGCCAAUGCCACCACUCCCGACGACUGGACAGCAGCACCAGCACCAGUACCAGUACCCUUAACAACGCCCGCAUGGAACGGCAGGUUUCUAUCUCUAGGAGGAGGCGGCUACGUGAUGGGCCCACCCGACAUUGACGCCCACGUGUCCCUGACCCAAGGCUACGCCAUCUCCAGCACCGACGGCGGCCACAGCCGCACCGUCGGAUCCAGUGAGCCGUGGGCGCUCGUGUCGCCAGGAAACGUCAAUCUAUAUCUCCUGCAAGACUUUGCCUCUGUCGCACUGCACGAUAUGGCCGUGAUCGGGAAGGAGAUAGUAAAGUCCUUCUACGGCGUUGCUCCGAGCUACAGUUACUUCAAGGGCUGUUCGACGGGCGGUCGCCAGGGUCUGAUGCUCGCGCAGCGCUACCCGGACGACUACGACGGCAUUCUUGCCGCAGCGCCGGCCAUCUACUUUCCCAAACUGCUGAUGAGCCACUACUGGGCGCAAGUCGUGAUGAACCAGCUAGGCAAAUACCCUCAUGGAUGCGAACUCGAUGCCAUCAACGCAGCUCUCGUUGACGAAUGCGACGACCUGGAUGGUGUCAGGGAUGGCGUCGUGGCAGCCGUGGACGCCUGUCAUUUCGAUCCGUUCAAGCUGGUCGGCACGUCCAUCUCGUGUACAGAGCGUUACGCAGAUGCAGAUGCACACGGAGAGCCAGUAGCGCACUCCCUCAACAUCAGCCACGCCGCCGCUCAUGUCGCACUGUCAGUCUGGCGUGGCCCUGUGGAUGCAGAUUCCUCCAACACCACUCUCUGGCCUGGCCUAGUGCCCGGCUCGCCACUGUCCAUCUUCGCCGGGACCUCGUGUUUCCGAAACGGCAGCUGCACGGGCUCUCCGAACCUGUUGACCCACGAAUGGAUCCGGCUGUUCAUGUACAAAGACCCGACGCUGGACCUGGCGGACCUGGCGAGACUCGUCACCCAUGAAACCUUUGUCCAGUUGUUCCAUCAGUCCGACGAGCUGUACCACUCGUUCAUAUCGACCAGCGACCCGGAUCUGGGCUUGUUUGCCCGUCGCGGCGGCAAGAUCAUCACCUGGCACGGUCUGAGCGACGAGGCCAUCAUGCCUGAUCAGUCGCGUCUGUAUUAUGACCAUGUGGUAGCUUUGGCUGCAGAGAGGAAAAACAAGAGUCGAUCCACUAAGGGGUCAGUGAGCGAUGACAAAACCACGGGCAAAGACAGGGAAAAAAGCAAAGAGAAGACUCCAACACAAGACCUCGGCAACGUGACAGAUUACUACCGUCUCUUCCUCGCCCCUGGCGUCCAACAUUGCGGCUAUGGCCCCGGCGCCCUACCUAUCAACGUGAUGGAGAGGCUCCGCGAUUGGGUCGAAUACGGAGUUGCGCCGGAUGUCUUGGAGGGCGAGAGCUUUCCAGAUCACACCCGCUACCCCGGAACAGACGGGGAAACAGUCGAUAUCAGUGGGAACCAGUUUGUCGACGAUAAGAAAAAGUUCACCCGCCCGGUGUGCAUGUACCCCUUGGUCGCGCGGUACGUAGGCCACGGCGACCCUCGGCGUGCGGAAAAUUUCGAAUGCGCAGAGUCGUUCUUUUGA
This is a messenger RNA of Capronia coronata CBS 617.96, 1920 nucleotides long. RefSeq lists its product as uncharacterized. The transcript has a single exon. NCBI's taxonomy places the organism in Eukaryota, Fungi, Ascomycota, Eurotiomycetes, Chaetothyriales, Herpotrichiellaceae. The record is from RefSeq and is a predicted model, not a curated record. The coding region runs from base 1 to 1920 and encodes 639 amino acids.